Siniperca chuatsi (mandarin fish) is the source of this 3680-nucleotide messenger RNA. It is a transcript of the gene selenoo2, whose product is annotated as selenoprotein O2. The transcript has 10 exons. Lineage: Eukaryota; Metazoa; Chordata; Actinopteri; Centrarchiformes; Sinipercidae. The record is from RefSeq and is a predicted model, not a curated record.
AUGCGCUCUGCCCUCUGGAAAAAGAACUACAAUUUUCAUAUGUGUUUGGUGUCUUCUUCUGUGUUUUUGGCUUUCUUCGGUGGUUUCAUAAAGUUUAUUUUUUCUGGAUUUGUGCCAUUUUUUUUCCAGUCUUUUUUAUUUUUUCUGUUUUUAAAGCCUUUAGGUGUAGUUUUUGUUUUUGUUUGUUUUUUUGUUUUUUUACAAAGUAUUCUGAUAUUUAUGGACUAAAUGUGUUCUUGUGUUUAAUUUCUGCCUUAAUACUUUUUCACUUGUUUAGGCUUACAUUUGGCCAAUUUCAUGCUCCUGAACACUGUCUUACGUAUUCCACAGUGCCAUACAAUAGGCAACCGACUAACGCCACCGCGCAGUGACACACAGCCCUGGUUAUGACUGACUGUGUCGUAUUGAACUUGAGUCUUCAUGGAGCCCUCUCAGUGCGUGUCCACGGCUCUGGAGCGCUUACCUUUCAACAACACGGCGCUGAAAAAGCUGCCGGUGGAUGACUCAGAGGAACCCGGGUCCCGGACGGUCCCAGCGGCGUGUUUCUCCCGAAUUCGGGCUCUUCAGCCCCUGGUACGUCCGACCUUCGUGGCCCUGUCCCAGUCAGCGCUGACUCUGCUCGACCUGAGUGUGCAGGAUGUGUUGGCUAAUCCCCUGGGCCCGGAGUAUUUGAGCGGCUCCAGGCUGCUGCCUGGCUCCGAGCCGGCUGCGCACUGUUACAGCGGGCACCAGUUCGGGCUGUUUGCGGGACAGCUGGGAGAUGGAGCGGUGAUGUACCUGGGGGAGGUGGAGUCGGGCACCCAUGGGCGAUGGGAGAUUCAGGUGAAAGGUGCAGGAGUCACACCCUACUCCAGAGAGGGUGAUGGCAGGAAGGUGCUUCGCUCCAGUAUCAGAGAGUUCCUGUGCAGCGAGGCCAUGGCCGCCCUGGGGAUACCCAGCACCCGUGCAGCCUCCCUCGUGACCUCUGACCUCUAUGUCAGCAGGGAUCCACUCAACAGCGGCAGGCGCAUUCCUGAGCGCUGCUCAGUCGUCCUGCGUCUUGCCCCUUCCUUCCUCAGAUUUGGAUCUUUUGAGAUCUUUCUGGGCCGAGAUGAUUUCUCAGGCCUGCAGGGUCCCAGUGCAGGGCGCCAUGACAUUCGCGCUCAGCUGCUGAAUUAUGUCAUUGAGACUUUUUAUCCAUGCAUCCAGCAGACUCAUCGCAACCGGAAAGACAGGAAUAUGUCUUUUUUCAGAGAGGUGAUGAUGCGAACCGCUAAGCUAGUCGCCCAGUGGCAGUGUGUUGGUUUUUGCCAUGGCGUCCUUAACACAGACAACAUGAGCAUCUUGGGUCUUACUCUGGAUUAUGGCCCAUUUGGUUUCAUGGACAGAUUUGAUCCAGAUUUCGUUUGCAACACCUCGGACAAAAGAGGACGCUACUCAUACCAAGCCCAGCCAUCUGUGUGCCGCUGGAACUUGGCUCGCUUGGCAGAGGCGCUGGGCUCUGAGCUGGAUGCAGCUGAGGCAGGGGCUGUCCUGGAUGAAUUCAUGCCCACAUACGAAGCCUUCUACCUGUGUAUCAUGAGGAAAAAGCUGGGCCUUGUGAGAAAAGAAGAGGCAGAGGACAGCGAGCUCAUAUCAGAGCUGCUGCGCCUAAUGCACAACACUGGGGCAGAUUUCACCAACACCUUCCGCCUGCUGAGCCGUGUCCCCUGGCCUGAGGAGGUCGACAGCGAGAGGGCCACAGUGGGGCCAGUAGUGGACCUCAUCCUAGAACAGUGUGCCUCUAUCGAGGAGCUAAAGCAUUUUGGGGAAAAAGCUUUCCAAGACAAUAUCGAAUUGGCGAUGAUUCUGUCCAUGGCACAAACCAACCCAGUCAUGUUUGGGAUGGUGGCAGACAGGCCAGAUGUGUCCGAGCAACUGGAAAGGAUGGGACGGCUAAAGGAGCUGCUUGAGACAGAUCAGGAUGAGCUUCAGAAAAAGCAGCGCGAUGACUGGAUUCGCUGGGUUAGCCGAUACAGGAGACGUUUAGCCAGGGAGUAUGAUGGCACGAGUGACUUGUCUCUCAUCAAAAAGGAGAGGCUCAGUGUGAUGAACAUCACCAACCCCCAUGUUGUCCUGCGCAACUACAUCGCCCAGAAUGCAAUUCAGGCUGCAGAAAAAGGAGACUUCUCUGAGGUCAACAGGGUCCUGAAAGUUCUGGAGAAACCAUAUUCUGAUGCAUUUGGACUGGAGCCCUUUGAUGGACCUAAUACAUGUGGUGAAAAGGAGCAGAAAGGGAGGGAACUGACUGUCAGCUAUGACAGGAAACCUCCUGCCUGGGCACAAAGAAUUUGUAUCACGUGAUCCUCGUAGAGCCUCCUAUAGGUGAAGGAGAGAGGUCUGUUUCCACUGGUGGACCACAUAGGCCUCAGUUUUCAGAGCAAACAAGAUAUGGGUUGUCGGUACAGUUAUUGCUGCUGCUCUAUACUUCCACCUCAGACUCUUUCCUGCUUCCUGAAGAGAGGAUGUAACCCAGUGUGUUCCAGUGUUCAUCAGUGUGGUUAUAGAUCGAUGUUUGCGUGAUCAUAAUGCUUUUAUUGCGGUGUUUAAAGGUGUUAAAGAGUAAUACAACAUCACAGUCAAAUUUGAUAAAUUACCAAGUACAAAUAAAUCGGUUAUGCUAUUGAAGAUACAGACAAGUAGUCUAUGAAUUUGCUGAUGAAGUAUGACGGCUCAGAUGACCAGUCACACAAUGACCUGUCUGGGUCUGAAACACUAGGAACACACUGAAUAUUACUACUACUUAUAAGGUCAAAAUGUCAAUAGCCACAAGUAUGAGCAAUUCAAAAUGUUUACCAUUAGUUUCUUAAACCUACUGUAGAUAGAAUGAUUGUUGGCACUUUGUUUCUAACAGUUUCUCAAAGUUUGAAAUAAAAGAUCCUGUGUUGUUUAUCAUAAAGUGUGUUAAUUAACUGUGAUGGUUUAUAUGUCUGCUUUAAACCUAUACAUAUUAGUUAUUAGCUCAGUGUCUUAAAGGCCCUGAAAACCUAUUUUGUCAACCAGUUUCUUACUAUAAACUAUGGGGUCCUAUAUGAAAACAAAUGUUUUUUCCAAACUUGGAACAGUUUUUUUAUUUUUUUUACAUGAGAAUAUCUGGUUAUGUGUGUUUGUUUGUGCUUUUCUCACCGGUUUGAAGAGGCCAGGGCCUAGUUAGAGAAAGGUGAUGUCACGAAUUUCAGUGCAAUGUCUGAAUCAAAAUGAUAGCUGUGGCCACUGUCAAUGAAAUCUAAUCACCCAGACAGUGCUGAUGAAGAAGAUUAGGAGUUUUGGUGUCUUAAACUCUUAUAAAUAAUAACUAAGAAUGUUUUUUUUCCAAUCUUUAGCUUAUUUAGUCUUGAAAAUGUAAUGUUAUAGAGCAGUUGUAUAGACAAAUAGUGGCCCAUGGGCCGUACUCAACCCUACAGCAAAAAUAUUUAGCCCCUGACAAAGGUUCCAUAGCAUCAAAGCUUUUGCAUGAUUUUUCACAAAUCUACUGUAGAUAACAAUGUAAAGACAAGGCUCAUGUAAAUCUCAAUAAAUAUGUCUUUGUAACAUUUAAUACUGCCCACACGUGAAACAUGCAAACUUGCAUCACACUGUAUGAAAAGGGCAUAGUGCUGGAAUAAAGUCUAAUGAAUUUAGCAGAUGACUAACGCAAAUAAAAAAUACAAUCCACAUUUAAA